AUGGCCUCGUAUGAAGCCGAAGCCGAAUCCGAAUCCGAAGCCGAUCAUGAACUCCGUGAUCCACACAGCCGGACAUCACACGAGCAACCCUCAUCAUCGCGUUUCACACGGGCUCCACGCCGUCUGCUCAAUACACUUCGCAAUGGCUGGUCGUUCACCAGCCGCAGCAGUAGCUACCGAGCUCUCUCAUCCUCACCCGACGCGAUGAAGCAAGCCAGUUAUGUCCAAAUCGCCUUAUCGAUGAUUGCGGCGCCUCGCUUCCGCCGCUACCUGGUGGUCUAUCUGGGCUUGGUCCUCAUCAGCUGGGCUUCAUGGACCAUGUUCCUGCAUCCCCAUCUGACCGAACGGAAUACUCUCAUGCACGCCUUGAAUCCCGCGACGGAAGUCGCAGUCGGUGGAUGGUACGGGAGUAAUGCGCUCCCUCGUCUCGAUGCCCUGACUCGCCUGCAGACGCUGGACUCCUCGUUGCUGCCUGCGUCGCGAACCGGAGGUUACGGCAAGGGCAAGAAAAGUGCAAAGCGUCUAGUGGUUGUCGGAGAUGUACAUGGGUGCAAAGAUGAACUGUCCCGAUUACUCAAGAAAAUCGAAUUCUCCCCCAGUAGCGGAGAUCACCUCAUUCUAACAGGAGACAUCAUCAACAAGGGCCCCGACAGUGCCGGAGUGGUCGAUCUCGCCCGUGAGCUCGGAGCAUCCUGUGUCCGCGGAAACCACGAGGAUCGCAUCUUACUCCUCCGUCACGAACUAGACGCCAAACACAGAACGACGGAGUCAACAAACGAGGACGGGCAGAACGUCACAUCGCACGCACCCUCAGACAAAGAAGCCCAAGAGCGUGAAUUGGCCCGGUCCCUCAGUGCCGACCAGAUCAAGUGGCUUGGUGCGUGCCCGGUGAUAUUGGAUGUUGGGCAAAUCCCGACCAUGGGCCGAGUGGUGGUUGUGCACGCGGGGCUGGUCCCCGGCGUGGAGCUGGACAAACAGGAUCCCUCGCUGGCAAUGACCAUGCGAACGAUUGACCCGGACACGCAUUUCCCCAGUCCGUCGAACAAGGGUAUUGCAUGGUCAAAGAUGUUCGAAAAGCAUCAAACUCGACUAUACUCGAGUCUCAAACCCUCGCAUCGAGAUCCCCGAUCACACCCCACGACCGUCAUCUACGGCCAUGACGCGAAAACAGGAUUGAACAUACAAACCUACGCCAAGGGACUCGACUCUGGCUGUGUCAAGGGCGGGAAAUUGACCGCCCUGGUGAUUGAGGAUGGCGGGAAGCAGACCAUUGUACAGGUCAAGUGCAAGACGGAUUAUACCUUGACGGCGGAGGGGGAGAGACGGAGAAGAAGGAGAAAAAGCUAA
Molecule: messenger RNA, 1347 nt
Organism: Penicillium diatomitis
Lineage: Eukaryota; Fungi; Ascomycota; Eurotiomycetes; Eurotiales; Aspergillaceae
Product: putative serine/threonine-protein phosphatase
Exons: 3
Coding region: 1-1347 (448 amino acids)
Biological process (GO): polyphosphate catabolic process
Cellular component (GO): cytoplasm
Molecular function (GO): phosphatase activity; endopolyphosphatase activity
Source: RefSeq, a predicted model, not a curated record